This is a messenger RNA of Aureobasidium melanogenum CBS 110374, 1836 nucleotides long. RefSeq lists its product as uncharacterized. NCBI's taxonomy places the organism in Eukaryota, Fungi, Ascomycota, Dothideomycetes, Dothideales, Saccotheciaceae. Gene Ontology annotation, cellular component: plasma membrane. Gene Ontology annotation, molecular function: solute:inorganic anion antiporter activity. The record is from RefSeq and is a predicted model, not a curated record. Gene Ontology annotation, biological process: monoatomic anion transport; borate transport; monoatomic ion homeostasis. Bases 1 to 1836 code for a protein of 611 amino acids. The transcript has 4 exons.
AUGGAUGCCAAACAGGAUCCCUACACCUGGGAAGGUGCAACUGGAUGGCGGCAAUAUCGAAUGCUAAGACCAGGCCGUGGAAUGUACCACGACGUCAAAAGACGACUACCAUACUACUGGAGCGAUAUCACAGAUGCUGUGACAUAUAGAACAUUCGCCGCUACAGUUCGAAUGUACUUUGUCAAUCUAUUACCAGCGUUAGCAUUCUUGCUAGACAUGAACCGUCAUACAGAUGGCUUCUUCGGUGUGAAUGAGGCAUUGUUCUCUUCUGCACUUGCAGCAAUCGUGUUUAGCACUCUGGCUGCCCAACCACUAACGAUCGUCGGCAUUACUGGACUGAUAUCCCUUUUCAACUAUACCAUCUACGAUAUUGCCGUAAAGCAGGGUAUUCGCGACCUGUAUCCGGAGUUUCUGGCCUGGGUUGCCAUCUGGGCAGCAAUCACUCAUUGGAUAGCAUCAUUUGGCAACCUUUGUGAUUACAUGCGAUUCAUUACCGAUUUCUCAAGUAAUGCUUUCGGCAUGUAUGUCGGUAUCAUCUAUAUGAUCAAGGGUGUCCAAGAACUCAUUGCUCAAUUCUACGAGAGCACACAUACGGCCGGCUUCCUUAGCAUUGUUGUCGCACUGUGCUAUUGGUUCACAGUCUAUGCAUUGGAAAUGCUUCCACACACCAUUGUCUUUACUCCAGUCACUCGCAAGAUUCUGUCUGACUACGCAUAUCCCAUCGCCACCCUAUUCUGGACUGGCUUUGUGCACAUUCCAGGAACCAUCAAAUCAGCAGACGUGCUCACGUUGCCUAUCACUAAAGCAUUCUACCCCUCAACUAACCGCAGCUGGUUGAUUCAUUUCUGGGAUCUUCCCGUCAAGUGGAUCUUUGUCGCUUUGCCCAUUGGCAUACUUGUGACCUUGUUGUUCUACUAUGACCACAACGUCAGCAGUAUCAAUGCUCAAGCAAGACAAUAUCCUCUCAAGAAGCCCGCUGGAUUCCAUUGGGACUUUGCUCUCCUGGGUGUCACAUGUUUUAUCGCUGGUAUCAUUGGAAUUCCUAUGCCCAACGGUCUGGUCCCUCAAGCUCCUGUCCACACAGACUCUUUGACCGAGUACAAGGACAAACUCGUCAUCAGUCACGAAACCGAGGAUAACAAUGGUCAGCCCAUGGAGCGCAGGAAGAAGAUCUUUGUCGCCGAGGCGGUAGUUGAGCAACGCAUCAGUCAUUUCCUAAUGGGCCUCGGCAUCGUAGGCACAAUGACCGGUCCUCUCCUCAUUGUGCUGCACACGAUGCCCCGCUGUCUCUUCUGUGGUGUCUUCUUCGUUGUCGGUUGGGGCUCAAUUGAAGGCAACGGCAUGACGCAAAAACUCCUUUUCCUCAUCAAGGAACACCGUUUCAUCGAUCCAUCCGAGCCACUCUUACAGGUUUCGAGGAGAAAGAUUAUGCUCUUCCUUCUUCUCCAGAUCCUGGGUGUUGGUUUCAGCGUCGCCAUCUCGCAGACUAUUGGCGCUAUCGGGUUCCCUGUCAUCAUUAUAUCGCUUAUUCCUCUGCGCUGGUCGCUGAUGCCACACUUCUUUACGCGCAGAGAACUGGAGAUCAUGGAUGCACUCACCGCGGAUUCUGAUGUCGUGCUGUGCAGUUUUGGUGGUAAACCUGUUAUGCCCGAAGUUGCACUAGAAAGAAAGAGACGAGGUUUCACUGCUGAGGAAGAGGGAGAUAGUGGGCAUAUGAGUGAUAAAGAAAAGGACAGUUCCACUCCAGGAGAGGAGAGUCCUGAGCUGAGGAGGAGGUUAGAAUUAGAGCAGUCGGGUCGUGGAAAUGGGCCUUACACUGCUGGUAAGCAUGAUUAG